AUGCGGAACAAGGGCAGGAAGGAGAGCCUGUCCGACUCCCACGACCUGGACGGCUCCUACGACCAGCUCACGGGCAACCCUCCAGGCCAAACUAAAAAAGCGCUGAAGCAGCGAUUCCUCAAACUGCUGCCCUGCUGCCGGCCCAAAUCCAUCCCCUCGCUCAGCGAAAACAGCGUUGAGGAUGAGUUUGAGCUCUCCACUGUCUGCCACCGCCCUGAGGGGCUGGAGCAGCUCCAGGAGCAGACCAAGUUCACCCGCAAAGAGCUGCAGGUCCUGUACCGAGGCUUCAAGAACGAGUGCCCGAGUGGCAUUGUCAAUGAAGAAAACUUCAAGCAGAUCUACUCACAGUUCUUCCCGCAGGGAGACUCCAGCACGUACGCCACCUUCCUCUUCAAUGCCUUCGACACUGACCAUGAUGGCUCCGUCAGCUUUGAGGACUUUGUGUCUGGGUUGUCCACCAUCCUACGGGGCACCAUUGAUGAUCGUCUGAACUGGGCUUUCAACCUCUAUGACCUGAACAAAGAUGGCUGCAUCACCAAAGAGGAAAUGCUGGACAUCAUGAAGUCCAUCUAUGACAUGAUGGGCAAAUACACCUACCCAGCCAUGCGGGAAGAAGCACCCCGGGAGCAUGUGGAGAACUUCUUCCAGAAAAUGGACCGAAACAAGGACGGCGUGGUGACAAUCGAGGAGUUCCUGGAGUCCUGCCAGAAGGAUGAGAACAUCAUGCGGUCCAUGCAGCUCUUUGACAGCGUGAUUUAGCUCCCGGACCUGCCUCCAGCUGAGCUCUCCUGCCACUGGGCCAAGAACCUGCUCCUCUCUCGACUUUUCCUUCAAGCCUCCUCUCCACCGGCUGCACAGAC
This is a messenger RNA of Melopsittacus undulatus (budgerigar), 860 nucleotides long. It is a transcript of the gene KCNIP2, whose product is annotated as potassium voltage-gated channel interacting protein 2. Bases 1 to 759 code for a protein of 252 amino acids. NCBI's taxonomy places the organism in Eukaryota, Metazoa, Chordata, Aves, Psittaciformes, Psittaculidae. Gene Ontology annotation, cellular component: voltage-gated potassium channel complex. Gene Ontology annotation, molecular function: calcium ion binding; potassium channel regulator activity. The transcript is spliced from 9 exons. Gene Ontology annotation, biological process: regulation of potassium ion transmembrane transport. The record is from RefSeq and is a predicted model, not a curated record.